Messenger RNA from Larimichthys crocea (large yellow croaker), 5230 nucleotides. Its product is annotated as zinc finger protein 84. The record is from RefSeq and is a predicted model, not a curated record. The coding region runs from base 261 to 3428 and encodes 1055 amino acids. NCBI's taxonomy places the organism in Eukaryota, Metazoa, Chordata, Actinopteri, Sciaenidae. The transcript has 5 exons. Gene Ontology annotation, molecular function: RNA polymerase II cis-regulatory region sequence-specific DNA binding; DNA-binding transcription factor activity, RNA polymerase II-specific. Gene Ontology annotation, biological process: regulation of DNA-templated transcription.
GUCACCAACGAAGCGCUACCGAGCGAGCGAGUGUACUUCCGGUGGCUACAUGCUAACUUCCUGCUGCGUGUCUCGGAGCUUCAUGGAGACAAAGUGAAUGUUUGACGGAACAAACGGGUCCAAAUGUCCCGACAGAGACUGAAGACACUCUGCGCUGCUCACUGCAUCCGAACCAAGGAACGGACCAAUGAACUGCGAGCUAGCACAGCGAGCUAACGAGCUUAGCUUAGCCUGAAGCUAACGGACGCUAACGUGUCAACAUGUCCCACAGAGCAGGAGCAGACAUCCAGCUGCUGAUCGUGGGUAAAGAAGAGGAGGAAGAGCCCGAGCAGCCGGAUUGGAGCUCCAGUCUGAACCAGGACGAGCCGCCACACAUUAAAGAGGAACAGGAGGAGGUGUGGACCAACAGAGAGCAGCUUCAAGGACUGGAGGACGACCAGAUCAUCAGGUUCACGUUCAGUCCUGUUCCUGUGAAGAGUGAAGACGACGACAGCGACGACAACAAUGAUGAUGAUGAUGAAGAGAAUCCUCAGAGCCAAGCUGAACAGAACAGAGAUGCAGAGUGUUUGAAAACAGAAGCUGAUACAGAGGACUGUGGAGAACCAGAACCAGAAGCAGACUUUAAUCCAGAUACUGAUGACAGAUCUUCAGACUCUGAGCCUCAGACUGAUGACAGCUGUGACUGGGAGGAGCGCAGUGAAGCUCCUUCAGGUGUGAACUCUGUCAAAGAUGACAGUGAUCCCGGUAAAAAACUGUUCAGCUGCUCCGAGUGCGGCAAACAGUUCAGCCGUAACUCCAACCUGAAGAGACACAUGAGGACGCACACCGGAGAGAAACCAUGCUGCUGUUCUGUUUGUGGUAAACGAUACGCGGGAAGCUCAGCUUUGACGUCACACUUCAGACUUCACACCGGAGAGAAACCGUACGUGUGCUCGGUUUGUAAAGCAUGUUUCAGACUCAGACAAAAUCUGCUGCGACACAUGAGAGUCCACACCGGGGAGAGACCGUUCAGGUGCUCCGUCUGCGGGAAAGGAUUCUCACAUCAGUCAAAUCUGACGUCUCACUUAAGAGUCCACACGGGAGAGAAGCCGUUCACGUGCUCCGUUUGUAAAGUGAACUUCAGUCUCAAACACAAUCUGACCGCUCACAUGAGGAUGCACACCGGGAGGAAACCGUUCAGUUGUACAGUUUGUGGUAAGAAAUUUGCACGGAGGGCGGUUCUGAAACAACACCUGACCGUGCACACAGGGGAGAAACCGUUUGGCUGCUCAAUCUGUGGUAAAAAAUUCUCUCAGAAGGGAGAUUUGACUCAUCACGUGGCCCUGCACACGAGAGAGGAGCGAUACAGCUGCUCCGUCUGUGACAAAAGAUUCACCUGGAUCUAUCAGCUCAAAAACCAUCAGUGUGUGGGGCGAAGAGACGAGGACAGAGACACGAGACAUUUAAAAACAGAAGCCGGCGCUGAAGAUGAUGGAGGAGGAUCAGAAGCAGAUUUACAACCUCACGACAAGACGUCACACGAAUCAGAGCAGAGCAGAGAACCUCCGUCACCCGUCAGUGAUCAGAAACACAACGGAUCCCGAACACGAGAGAAACCGUUCAGCUGCUCCGUUUGUGGGAAACGAUACCUGUGGAAGCAGUACCUGACGUCACACAUGAGACUUCAUUCAGAGGGGAAACAUUUAAGCUGCUCGGUUUGUGAAAAGACUUUUCAGUGGAGGGUUGAGUUCAUGACGCACAUGAGAGUCCACACAGGUGAGAAACCCUUCAGGUGUUCCUUCUGCGGCAAAGGCUUUUCACAAAACACACACCUGAAGCAGCACGUGAGGAUCCACACGGGGGAGAAACCGUUAACGUGUUCGUUUUGUGGGAAAGGAUUCGCACGGAGCUCCAACUUGAUCUCACACCUACGAGUCCACACGGGAGAAAAACCGUUCACGUGCUCGGUCUGUAACGUGAGUUUCAGCCACCGCAGCGCUUUGCCCCGGCACAUGAGAAUCCACACCAAGGAGAAACCGUUCGGCUGCUCAGUCUGCCACAAAUCCUUUUCACGUAAGGGAGCUCUGAGGAAACACAUGGCUGUGCACAGCGAGGAGGAAACAUUCAGUCAGCUGAGGGAUGCGAAAGAACACCCGUGUGCUGGAGAGAGCAGCACGCGGAAACGUGUCAACAUGUCCCACAGAGCAGGAGCAGACGAGCAGGAGCUGCUGGUGAUUAAAGAGGAGCAGGAGCGAGCGGAGCUGCCACACAUUAAGGAGGAACAGGAGGACACGUGGAGCAGUGAGGAGGAGCAGCUCCGAGGUGAUUGGCUCAGAGUUCAAACACGCUACGUCCAGCUGCUGAUCGUGGGUAAAGACGAAGAAGAGGAAGAGCCCGAGCAGCCGGAUUGGAGCUCCAGUCUGAACCAGGACGAGCCGCCACACAUUAAAGAGGAACAGGAGGAGGUGUGGACCAACAGAGAGCAGCUUCAAGGUCUGGAGGACGACCAGAUCAUCAGGUUCACGUUCAGUCCUGUUCCCGUGAAGAGUGAAGACGACGACAGCGACGAUGAUGAUGAUGAAGAGAAUCCUCAGAUCUCACAGCUUGAUCCGAACAGAGAUACAGAGGACUGUGCAGAACCAGAACCAGAAGCAGACUUUAAUCCAGAUACUGAUGACAGGUCUUCAGACUCUGAGCCUCAGACUGAUGACAGCUGUGACUGGGAGGAGCGCAGUGAAGCUCCGUCAGGUGUGAACUCUGUCAAAGAUGACGGCGAUCCCGGUAAGAAACUGUUCAGCUGCUCCGAGUGCGGCAAACAGUUCAGCCGUAACUCCAACCUGAUCCGACACAUGAGGAUCCACAAAGGAGAGAAACCCUUCGCCUGCUCGUUUUGUGGGAAAGGAUUCGUACGAAGUUCAGAUCUCACCUCACACCUCCGAGUUCACACCGGAGAGAAGCCGUUCACGUGCUCGGUCUGUAACGCCAGUUUCAGUCAAAGACAGAACGUGCUGCGACACAUGAGGAUCCACACCGGGGAGAAACCCUUCAGCUGCUCCGUGUGCGGGAAAGGAUUCUCCCAGAAGACGUGUAUGAGACAGCACAUGAGGAGCCACACGGGGGAGAAACCUUUGAGCUGUUCGAUCUGCGGUAAAGGAUUCACACGGAGCUCCAACUUGAUGUCCCACUUAAGAGUCCAUACGGGAGAGAAGCCGUUCACGUGCCCGGUUUGUAACGCCAGUUUCAGCCACAGGAGCGCUUUGCCCCGACACAAGAAGAUCCACAUCGACAAGAAACCGUUCAGCUGUUUAGUUUGUGGUCAGACGUUCGCACGAAAGGAAGAUCUGGGACAACACCUGAGCGUCCACGCGGAAGAGCUCGGACGGGACGACGUGUCAGAAAGCAGCGGUGUGGUGGAGAGAGAAGUCGAUGACGUGAACGAGAUCAGCUGAAACGUUCUUCAGUGUUUUAGAGUCUGAAUCACUAACGUGCAAUAACCUUGAAGUGCUCAAACUUUAUUUAUUUAGGACAAAUCACAAGUCUGAAAAAUGUGUUUGUGUUCUGACUUUGAGAUUUCAAGUCCCUCGUCCUCUCCCAUCUUUAGUCUUCACCCAAACGUCCCAACAGGAGAUGUUACGGUGGCCUUGAAUUGUGAUGCCAAUCGUUACCAGCAUGCUAACGCUCCAGCCUACACUAAGCCUUUCAAAGUGGACGAUGAUGAACCGUAAUUAACUUAAUAUUUUUAGAUUUCCAACAGAACAUUAAAUAUGUUUACGACCGCCGCACCGGAAGGUGAGAUGGACGGAGACGCCUGAACGUCGACUGACUGUCGACUUCUUUUAUUCCAGAACAUUUGACUGACGACGACUGAACAGAACUGUUUGGACGCUUUCUCUCAGAUUUGUACGUUAACGUUUGUUUUAGCAGGUCGGCAUCGUUUGCAUGAGUUUUCCAUAAAAGGUGGAUUUCCGUUAUUUUGCACAAGUAUAGGACACAAACGCUUCCUGUAAACUAAGGUCAUACAUGAUCUUCCACUUCCUGUUUGACAGUCGGGAGGAACAAACAUUUGGUCAGACUGUCUCGAGACCCUCAGACCCUCAGACCUCCAUCUGCAGCCCGAUAGUCCUUCCUGUUGAUUGAUGUCACUGCAGCAGUCACUAUAUGUAUGUGUAUAAACACAUGUAUGUGUAUAAACAGUUCACGGCUGUCUGUCAUUCAGUCACUCAUACAAACAGUUUUAAACAGUUUUAAAGUCCAAAUUCUCAGAAAAAAAGUUUCAUAAAGAAAAAUCGUAAUGCAUGAUAAAUACAUAUUUUAUUUAUAUAUAAAAUACAUACACUGUGUGUGUGUGUGUGUGCGUGUGCACACUAUAUACUAUUCACCGGGAUUAUAUCCCGUUAGCUCGAGACUCACUUGAUAGCUUUAUCAAAUUUAUUUGAAUCCAUCUACCAGUCCUGUGUAUGUAUAUUUACAGCUUUAUAUGACUCAUUUAUACUGAGUAUAUAAUUAUACAUACACAUACAUACUAUAACAUACAUACAUACAUAGAUUGGUGAAAUAUUUGAGGUCUGUGUUCAAAUAAAAGAAUGAAAACCUUCAACAUUCAUCAAUUGUCCAACAGGUGAGUUGAGUUGAGGCUCCACUGGCUCAGGAUGGUAGCGCUGUGCUGCCCUCCUGUGGUCACAGGGUUGAACUGCAACACAUUGAAUUAGUAAAAACAGCGUCACCACUAACUCAUUGUACUUCCGGUGAACACUUUCAAAAUAAAGUGACGGUGUUCUCGCCACGUAAGACUCUCACAUAGUUUAUUAUUUUCUCGUGGUUACUGUCAUCUUCACAGAGUGUCGGACGGUUCACUCUCAUGACGACUACGACGUGCACGCUAAGGUGACAGAAAGAGGGAUCUGCGGGCUACUCGUUCGUUAGCAUGUUAGCAGAGCUGCUCGUCGUCGGUCUCUCACGUACCGUAGGUGCUCGAGGAGCUCGCAACUAAUGUUUUCUGGACCGGCAAUUUGAAUUUCAGGACCGUUUCUUACACUUAAUUUCGUUUAUUUUUAGUUUUUGUCACUAUAUUUUGAAAGCAGUUACCGGAAGUACAGUAUCCUAUCAUGUGUGCGUGACGCUCGUUUUACUGAUUUAAUGUUGCAGUUUCACACCAUGACCACUGGAGGGCGACAGAGACUGUAGUCCGUAUCAGGCAGAUUCAGAAUGUAAUCAGUCUGACAGGAAUUAGACAUUUACAGACACUCAUUGU